This is a messenger RNA of Penicillium mononematosum, 171 nucleotides long. RefSeq lists its product as uncharacterized. The record is from RefSeq and is a predicted model, not a curated record. The transcript is spliced from 2 exons. The coding region runs from base 1 to 171 and encodes 56 amino acids. Lineage: Eukaryota; Fungi; Ascomycota; Eurotiomycetes; Eurotiales; Aspergillaceae.
AUGUGUAUGAAGGCUACCUGCUCGACCUGCAACAAGGUCACCUGGUGGGGUUGUGGAAGCCAUAUCCCUUCGGUGAUGGACUCAGUUCCCGAAGGCGAGUGGUGUUCCUGCACUCCUCAAGUUGAGAAGGAUGGGAAGAAGUACCCUCCCAAGGCGGCGAAGGCCGCCUGA